AUGGCAGUAGAUCCUGCUGCGAGUGCAUUUUUCAAUCGGCAGAGAGAAGCGGACCCCGCAAAUUCUGUUUGUUGCGAUUGCGAAGGCCGCAAGGCCGAGUGGGCAUCUGUCUCUCAUGGCACGUAUAUUAGCAUCGAAGCUUCCAGUAUCCACCGCUCCCUGGGUGUGAAGACGAGCUUUGUUCUGUCUACCACUCUGGAUUCCUGGAAAGACGUCCACUUGAGAAUGAUGGAGCUUGGUGGCAAUCGGCGCUUUCGCGAGUUUAUGCAGAAACAUGUGCCGAAGGAUAUGCCACUCAGGAAGAAGUACUUAACACGUGCCGCAGAAUGGUAUCGUGCAAACCUGAAAGCCGAAGCUGAAGGCUUGACUCCCCCUGCACCUUUGGAACCUGGGACUGGCCACUGGCUCAUUGAAGGCCAAAGUACUCAGGAGCAGCUCCUUGAUCACAUCUUUGCCGCUGCACCUGGAUGCAACACCAUGACGGCCGGUGGUAUCUCCAAGAGCACGCUGGGCACGUCGGGCGAAGGCCCUCACAGGUCGAGUUCACGAAGAUCGGUGUCAGAGAAUACAAAUGCGUCCAAAUCAGGUUUCAAGGACAAGCCGGCCUUCUCCAACUGGCCAUGGCGCCAGGCUGGCUGCGUCGCGCAUAGAUUGAAGAAGCUGUCCACUGGCAAGAUGGAUGGAUUUGGCUUCGAUCCUGGUGAAACUCAGCGCCCGCCGGCAAGCAUUAGGUAA
This is a messenger RNA of Symbiodinium natans, 735 nucleotides long. Lineage: Eukaryota; Dinophyceae; Suessiales; Symbiodiniaceae. The record is from the annotation of a GenBank genome assembly.